Drosophila willistoni is the source of this 387-nucleotide messenger RNA. RefSeq names its product V-type proton ATPase subunit e 2 (gene VhaM9.7-a). The transcript has a single exon. The record is from RefSeq and is a predicted model, not a curated record. Gene Ontology annotation, cellular component: plasma membrane proton-transporting V-type ATPase complex; proton-transporting V-type ATPase, V0 domain. Gene Ontology annotation, biological process: proton transmembrane transport. Lineage: Eukaryota; Metazoa; Arthropoda; Insecta; Diptera; Drosophilidae. Gene Ontology annotation, molecular function: proton-transporting ATPase activity, rotational mechanism. Bases 69 to 326 code for a protein of 85 amino acids.
CUAUAUUUACGAUAUUUAUUGAUUUAUUAAAUAAAACGAAAGGACAAAAGCAAAACAUAUCCUUAAAAAUGGGCGCUGCUUUCUUUCCUGUGCUCUUUUUUACCGCUGUGUGGGGAGCUGUUGGCAUCGGUAUGCCAGUAAUGACGCCUAAAGGACCCCAUCAAAAUCUAAUACGCUGCAUUUUAAUGCUAACAGCGGCUUGCUGUUGGCUCUUCUGGUUAUGUUGCUACAUGGCUCAGAUGAAUCCUCUGUUUGGUCCCAAACUCAAGCGGGACGCUAUUGCUAUGAUUGCCAAGUCUUGGAAUAACAAACUUCUUGAGGGCUAAUCUUAUUGGUAAAUUGUUUAACACAGUGUAUAUGUCUAUUUAACAAUUUAUUCAACCAGUA